Molecule: messenger RNA, 1137 nt
Organism: Zymoseptoria tritici IPO323
Lineage: Eukaryota; Fungi; Ascomycota; Dothideomycetes; Mycosphaerellales; Mycosphaerellaceae
Gene: GALM1
Product: aldose 1-epimerase
Exons: 4
Coding region: 1-1137 (378 amino acids)
Biological process (GO): glucose metabolic process; beta-D-galactose catabolic process via UDP-galactose, Leloir pathway
Molecular function (GO): carbohydrate binding; aldose 1-epimerase activity
Source: RefSeq, a predicted model, not a curated record
AUGCUGAUGCUGACUGACAAUCCACAAGUCCAAUCUCCUUUCCGAACGUACUCAUGUAUCCUGCUAAAGUGCCCCUCCAUCUCGGCUCCACUGAUCAUGGUAUUGAACCGCGAGGACAGUGAAAGCAUGGCUCAAUCCAAGUUCUCCGACGCCUUCACGUUCCUGCCUCAGGGCGGCAUCAUCCAAGAAUUCCGCGUGGGCGGCCACAACAUCGUACUGGGCUUCCCAUCAGCAGCUUCGUACAAGUCCGAGCACAGUCCAUUCUUCGGCGAGAAUAUCGGCAGAGUCUGCAAUCGUAUCUCGAACGCGAAGAUCGACCGACUGAACGGAAAGAGCUAUGACUUGACCGCGAACAAUGGUCCCAACACCCUGCACGGAGGACCUUCAGGCUGGGGUAAGAAGGACUUCGAGGGACCUACACCUGUCACACGGAAUGGAAAAGAUGCAGUGCUAUUCAAAUACCUCAGCAAAGACGGAGAUGAGGGCUUUCCGGGUACGGUGGAGGUGAAGAUCUGGUAUACACCUUCGUUGGAGCAAGACCAUGGCAUUGAGAAGACAAGUCUCGAGAUCGAAUAUGAAGCCGAGCUCGUGGGCGAUGAAGUCGAAGAGACGGCCGUCAGCUUGACGAAUCACAGCUACUUCAACAUCUCAGGAGGCCCAACCAUCGAAGGGACAAGAGCGAAAGUCCAGACCAACAUGCAUAUGGUGACCGAUAGCGACGAUAUCCCCACAGGUGCCAUUGAGCCAUACCCAGGCAUUCCACAAGACGAGCAGUUCGUCUUUGGGCCCGAGGAGCCGAAUCCAGAUCACUGCUUCGUGAUGAACACAGAUCCAUCAACCAUCAAGCUGGAUACUCGAAAGGAACAGAUGUACAAGCUGCUCGAGCUAUCGCAUCCCAACACCAAUAUUCACUUUGAGGCCUUGAGCACAGAACCUGCCUUCCAAUUCUAUGCUGGCCGUUUCAUCGAUGUGCCAGCCAUGGACGGACAGCCCGCGCGAGGACCUCGAAGCGGAAUGUGUAUCGAGGCUUCGCGCUACGUGAACGCCAUCAACAACGACAAGUGGAGAGAUAUGGUAAUCCUCAAGAAAGGUCAAGUUUGGGGCAGCCGCACGAUCUAUCGCGCUUGGGUGGUAUAA